AUCGCUAAUCGUCUAUCGGUGCUGCUCAAGGAAACAACAAAAGAGAACAGAGAGAAAAAACGCGUAGUAGCAACUUAAUUAACAAAAUUUGGGGUGAAUGCGAUAGCAUAACAUGGACGAUGUCCCGGUCAAGGUAGUUGAGCGCUACAAACCUCCGCCAGCCAUAUUCCACCUGCCGCAGACAACCGUCAACCGACUGUCGCAGUUCCGGGAAGACUUCUACACGGAUCAUCCGGAUUACCAGUAUGACGGUCAGCUGGAGCGGGCUGUGGUGAGUCAGGCGCAUCGAUGGCGCCAACUGCGUCGCCAGCAACGUGAAGAGCGCGUCAGUCGCCAGGAGCGCCGCAAGGAGGCCGGCCAACGGGCGUUGGAAGCCAAGCAGAGGGAAAUGCUCGGAGCAGUUGACUAUCCCAGUACGGAGGACCUGUCGUCGGACACGGAGGAGGAGGAGGAAAAGGAGCAGACACCUCCACCUCCGACCACAGAGUCACAAGACUCCCCGCCCGACGCAAAGUCCACUGGCGUGUGCAAUUUCCACAACAUCUUGCAACCCACCAUAUUGAGCACCACUCCUGUGGCCAGUCCGCAGACGCUGCACAAGCGGAACAGCAGCCUGAACUACGCUGACUUCGAGUACAACAUGAACUCCACGCCCUUCGACAACAUCGAGCUGAAGACCAUCAACGAUCUGGACAUACUGGCCCAAGUGCUGCACCAGACGCAACUCGAGGAGCGCAGGGAUCAGCAGCAGCAGCAGCAGCAGCAAGAGAAUCGCCCCGAGGAGGAGCAGCCUCAUCGGGAUGUGCCAGUUCCAGUGGAGCUAACGAUGACCACGCUGGCGGAGACCAAAGCGACGCUCGACAGCGUCAAUUUCCAUGUUCACUGUGAUGAUGAGGGCAGGUGCGAGUCCAACCACAUUCCAGCCACGCCCCACCUGACGCCCAUGUUCAGCGCUUCCGCCCAACAGCAGCUGCACAAUCCGGAGCACUACCAGUUUUACCACAUUCAGGGCCACCAGCCACUCUACUCCCCGCAGCAGCACACUUUCCAGCAUCAAACUAAUACAGACAACUACUACUUCAACGGAUUCGGUACGCCCAACCAUUUGAUGGCGCCUCCAGCGCCUUCCUCCGUGCUGACCCUGAGCAAAUCGGAGGACGAGGCUGCCACCAAGUCGCGCAGUGUUCCCGACAUCCUGCGGGAGCUGAAGACGGAGCUGCAACAGGCGGAGAAGCGACGAACGCGCCUGCACAGCCACAACGAGGAACAGCAGCCAAAGAUGGAGGUGGCGGUGGACAGGAACUCCUUCAAGGAGCUGGCAGGACCGGCACAGAAGAUGGCUCAACGAAUCAGCUCCAUGGGCUUUCCUCUGGAGCGGGUGGCCAAGGUAGUAAGCCUGUGCGGCAUUGAUGAUAAAAAGAUUAUCGAACACCUCAUCCCACUGAGCGAGCUCAUAGACCUGGGCUUUGACGAAUCGAAAAUCUCAGAGGCGCUUCUUAGGUUCAACAAUAACAAGGACAAGGCGCUGGACUACCUAAUAAACUAGUUCAAUUCAGGGCAAACCUUUUGAUACGGCCAGCUUUUCCCCUACGCCCGCAUCCCUCGCCUAAUCAGCUAAAUGUAUUUCUAAUUAUUAAAAGUUCUCGUGAGAUAUUCCUUACUUAAGUAAGUUCGGAGUCGAAUGCUUCAGAAUCCUCAGCUGCAAAAUAAAUAUAAGACCGUAAAGUAA
This is a messenger RNA of Drosophila elegans, 1729 nucleotides long. RefSeq lists its product as uncharacterized. Gene Ontology annotation, cellular component: ESCRT I complex. Gene Ontology annotation, biological process: ubiquitin-dependent protein catabolic process via the multivesicular body sorting pathway. Bases 113 to 1546 code for a protein of 477 amino acids. NCBI's taxonomy places the organism in Eukaryota, Metazoa, Arthropoda, Insecta, Diptera, Drosophilidae. The record is from RefSeq and is a predicted model, not a curated record. Gene Ontology annotation, molecular function: ubiquitin binding. The transcript is spliced from 3 exons.